Messenger RNA from Fusarium fujikuroi IMI 58289, 2541 nucleotides. RefSeq names its product related to sulfatase. The record is from RefSeq and is a predicted model, not a curated record. The transcript has a single exon. Bases 1 to 2541 code for a protein of 846 amino acids. Lineage: Eukaryota; Fungi; Ascomycota; Sordariomycetes; Hypocreales; Nectriaceae.
AUGGCCCCCUUUAGGAGGAUAUGCUUGCUAUAUGCCUCAAAAUUAGCUAACCAACGCCUGGCGUUCACUCUUACCCUGUUGGCAGUAUGUGCUGCCAAAGGAGUGCAUCUUCAUAAUCACAGAGCUUCGGUGACGCCCAAGCGCAUGCUUCUCUUCUUUUUCUCCUUCUUUACUCAAGAUAUCCUUUUACUCCUUCUAAUCAGGCUUCUCCUAAGUCACUGGGUGCCUAGUGCUGCCAAACCACGGAGCAUCGUCAAUACACUCGCAUUCUCCUUGAUCACCUACAACACUAUCAUUUGCACCGUGUCUGUUUCCUUCUAUCUAGUCUCGGGAUCUGAAAUCCACUGGCGCAAUAUCGGUUUUAUGGCCGACCCUACUGCUCAAGCGAUUAUUCUAUCAGGCCUCACAGCUUUCAUCGGUGUCUUCUGUGUCUUCGCUUGCUUGGGCGCACUGCUUCAAGUCCCUUGCUACUCUUUAUUCGGUUGGGGCGCAGAUCUUGUCAACUGGCCUCUUACUUUUAUCUGCCGUCAAUUGGGUCAUCGAUUUGAUUACGAUGCGUUAUUCCAACGGGAGGAUCUGUCAUGGUUGGACAUCGAAAGCACCUCAUAUCACGACAAGGAAUUCAAGGAAAAUUUCAACUCGCCCUCGGUCUCGCUGUUGAGUUCACCACGAAGCUCCAGAGGAGGCUCACCAGUACGAAGAUCUAGACUCAGCCGUUUUCUACGCAUACUUCCUUACCCCAUAGUUACUCUUCUGUUAACGGCGCUUUUCAUCCUUACCUUUAUUCGACCCAAGGAUCCCUCCCUGAUCUUCCUUUCUUGGACUACUGGACUUUUGCCUUUCAUCGACUUCGCCUCGUCACCAUUCCUCGACAAUCUUCCAUCGGUUUUCGGCAAGGGAGUACAGCGAACCUGGGACGAUCGAACCGCACUCGUACAACCUACCCCUUUCAGCUGGCUUCCAAUGGACAUACCAGCCCUGGACGGUUUCAAAGACUGGUAUCUCGAUCAGCCACAUUACAGCGCCAAGUCGGACCCUAUGAGAGUCUCAAAUCUAGACGAGCCCUUGCGAGAUUCUCUCCGGGGAAAGCUACAGAAACUCAACAUUCGACAUGUAGUUUUAUUCUUCCUGGAGAGUACCCGACAUGAUGUCUUCCCUAUCAAAAAGGAUGGUCUAGUAUGGAAUCGAUUUGCCGAGACCUUUCCGAACGGACUGCCUAAAGACGUCCAAGAGAAACUGGCCAACUUGACACCAACAGCAAACUUCAUCACAGGCGAUUACUCCGACGGUUUCGAACACGCCAGUAGACCGAAACGAGGGGGGAUUCGCUUCACCAAUGCACACACCUCAGGAACAUACACUCUCAAAAGCCUAACAGGUUCAAUCUGCGGCAUAUCUCCUUUAGCUGCAGAUUUCAACCUGGACUACAGUCAUCAUAUCUACCAACCUUGCUUGCCACAUAUUUUUAACGCACUCAACAAAGCAGAGGAGAAACAAGCCCGUACAAAGGAAGCCAGUCAGAAGGACAAGUGGAAGUCCUACUUUUUCCAAGCAGCGAAGCUCAACUAUGAUAGCCACGGUGCUUUGAUGUCUGCGAUGGGAUUCCCGGACGAGGGGAUUAUUGGCCAGGAAUAUCUUCGCAGCGCAAACGCAAGGCACGGAGCAGUCACGUUGGAAAACAUCAACGACUUUGCUUUUGAAGAGGACCCACUGGAAGACUAUAUUACCGAUGUCUUUGAAAACGCCAGGACGGAAAACAACCGAGUAUUUCUGAGCCAUAUAACAUCUACCAGCCACCAUCGAUUUCACAUGCCCAAGAAGGAAAAGUAUACACCGCUAGCCAACGGUGGUCACCUUGAUAUGAUGUCACGAUAUAUCAAUACAAUUGGUUACGAAGACAGAUGGAUUCGCAAGGUCCUUGGUAUCUUGGACAAGCAAGGGGUUGCCAACGAGACUUUGGUCAUCUUUCAGGGCGACCAUGGUGUAUCUCUCCCAGAGAAUGAUAUCGCCUCGCCAUACUAUAACCCAAAUGUUGGUGUUGAGCAUGUCCCGCUAGUCCUAUCCCAUCCCCAAUUGCCAGCCUUUGACGUGGAUGAGGGUGUGCAUGCAACUCAAAUCCUCCCUACAAUCUUGGAUAUCCUCCUCGAAACAGGCUCACUGAGCAAAACAAGCCGGGAGGCAGCCCAGGACUUAAUCCGAAAUUAUGAAGGACAAUCGCUCCUUCGCCCUUUGGCAACGGGCAACGGGCAAUGGCAGUUCACCAUCACCAAUCCUGGGCGUGCUAUGCUCAGCAUCCGUGACGGCCGGUAUCCAGAGCGCCACCUUGUUGUGCCGAUAAUAGAACACGUGGCUUGGAAACUGGCAGACCUGACAAAGGACCCUUACGAACACAACCCUGUACAAGCACUAGACUUUAAAUCGUUCUUGCAGGAGGUAGAACAGCGGUUUGGAAGAGAGGUUGCGGAGUGGGCGGAAGAAGGUGCAUUUAUGACGAGAUGGUUCAUCAAGGAAAACAGCAAGCGUUGGCGUUUUGAUCUUUAA